This is a messenger RNA of Amoebophrya sp. A120, 1452 nucleotides long. NCBI's taxonomy places the organism in Eukaryota, Dinophyceae, Syndiniales, Amoebophryaceae. The record is from the annotation of a GenBank genome assembly.
CGCUAGCCUUAGGUGUGGUUGCGGUGCGUGUUUCACCAUGGGUUUUGUGCUUUAUUUCGUGCUGAAAUUGAGAGAUAGCCCUUGACUCCAGGAGGUUGGCAACCUACGACCGAUUUACAGUGCUUUCAGUUGUGUCUUUUCAAAGUAUUUUUGUCUGUCCUAAUCGAAUCGCGUACCGAAGAGGGUAAGUUAGUAUGCUUUCUAUUGAAUAGGAGAUGAGAGCUUAGCAAGCUGCAGCGUGCAGUCGCGCACCUCACCAAGCCUCUGAGUGGUUCAAUGUGGCACAAUUUCAACUCUCCAGUGCUACGCCUCUUCGUCCUCCCGACCCUUUCCAUUGCCGACCCCGCGCACUUGCGCGCGCGCAUGAGCAGCGAGUGCCACAGUUCUACCUUCUGUGGGAAAGAAGCAGAGCAGUUCUGGAGCGUGUAUGAACAAGAACACAACUACGCGCACCACCUUCCGUGGUUCAAAUCCUCGCGACACAACCUCAUCACCAGCGCCCUGUGGGGCCAGGAGUCGGACCCGAAGGUGAAUCAACGCCUCCGUACCUGGCUAAACGCGUUCAUAAAGGAAAAAAAGAUCCGCUCUGUCGUGGAUAGCGGGUGCGGGCACUGGCCCACCAGCUGGCAGCUGUUCGUCGACUGGCCGCAAAACGUGCGGAUUUUCGCCGUGGAUUUAGACGCCGCCAUGAUCCAGUCGACAAACGGCCGAAUUGAAGACGCGAAGAGGAAUCUGACACAACGCAGCUACUUCUGCCAACACUGCAAUUUGUGGAAGGAACUGCUGCAUGACAAGAAUGCCACACUGGAUUUCCGAGUCGGCGACGUGACGGACCCGGAGGUGUUUCCGAAAAACGAAAAUUUCGACAUGGUGAUGACCUUCGACACUUUGAACAUAUUACCGGAGCGAGCACUGGUGAAGAAAUGGCUUUACAACGUUUUGCAGCCACCGCUGACAUUCAAGUACAUCAUUUCCAUCGGCACCUCGUGCUACGACCCUUCGGUGUUGAACCACAAGCACAUCGGGUGCAACCUGGAGCCGCACAACCGGAAUUUCGGUCCGGUGGAUCUGUCGAAAGAGCCUUACAGCGGGUAUGUGGAGGAACUGUUGUUAAAAAGUGGAAAGGUAAACCGUCAGAAGGCACAGGAGCUUCGAACCGCCGGACGGUUUCCAAAGUUCAAAACCGUUUUGGAAAUGAAAUCUUUGAACCGAAGAAAUUUCGCGGAUAAGGACGUACAACUUCUAGAUUUAUCGGAGGUGUAUAAUGAUGUGGUAGAAAUAAACGCACCAACACCAUAGCGCCAUCUUUUUCAGAAUGAACCAGAACGAGCGCAAUACUGAAUACUUGAAUACGCAAACGCAAACAAAACGCUUUGGGAAUGUAGUACGAACGACGCGACAUUGCAGCUGCUGUGAUGUUGUAAACCCGUAAGCCUUGAGGACAGUGUACAU